UUUUUUAUGCUGAACCUCACGAGCGAUGAAUGAUGCACCAGAUUUCCUGUAGCGGUGAAUAGAGAUGAAAAGAUUCUCCAGAUAUUUGGAUCGCUCAGGCAGGAAGGCUGUCCUGCACGCUGCUCCAUUCCUUGCCUUCCUCGUAAUUCAAUAUUUACAGUUUAGGCUGAAAACGGCUCCCUCUCGGCCCUCCUGGAUCCGGUAUCCAUGGCAGCAGAUUGGAGAGCAGAGGGCCUUCUUCGUGUGUCUGUGUGUGUGUUUCUGAGAGGGUAAUCUCUGCUGAUACACUGCCAUUGAUUGGUUGUUAGGGAGCAGCUGUUGACCCCUCGAUCUCUGGGGUCUCUUUGUGCUUUCACACACAUCCCAGAUCAAUGCAUGUGAUGAUACACACACACAUGACCGCACACACCUGAUUUGCUAUUCUAGCAGUAUUUCAGAGUCGUUUUCAAAAUGAUCAAAAUCAACCUAAAUUUUAAUGUGGCAUUAAUUUAGAGUUAAAUCCCCGUGGCUUUAUGGUUUUAUGACCAUAUUGGAACAAAUGACUUAAUUUAUUUGACAUAAUUAAAAUAGUUUCAGAACCCCUAAGGCUCCAGAACUUAGGAGCAAUUUUAAAUGCUGCCAUUUAAAAAUUAUCAUCAGAGUUAUUUUUAGACAUCAGGCUCUUGUGAAAGAAGUAGUAAAAUUCACAAAUAUACAUAUACAGUAGAUCAUAACACAAUGCACAAUGCAGUGAUUUGCAAAUGUAAUGAUACCCUGGUUACGUUGGGACCACAAAUUUCAAUAUACUUCACUUGGAUUAUAUGUGAUAGAAAACACAUAAGUAGUACAUAAUUGUGAACUGGAAUACAAAGGACACAUUUGUUACAUGUGAAACUUUGAAAAGGCUGUAUUUGGUGCCCAGACUCAUCUUUGUAGAAGUACAUUUAGUUACAAUUAUUACACAUGUCUUUUGGGGUAUGUUUCUACCAGUUUUGCACUUCCACAGGAAGGAAAAUGUUGCCUUUCUUCUUUGUAGAAUAGCUCAAACUCAGACAGAAUGGAUAAGUUAGGUCAGUACAGUUUUCAUGUCAUGCCAUAGAUUCCCAAUUGACUAGGAGUGGACCUUUACUGGGUCACAGGAUGUGCUUUAAUCUGAACCACUCCAUUGUUGCUCUGCCUGCACAUUUGGGUUUGUUGCUCUUCUUGCAGCAUUGCCCAAUAUUGAGCUCCAUUCACCAGCUUCUCUUUCCCUGCUGAAGAAAAGCAUCUCCACAUCACGAGGCUUUCACUACCGUUUCACUGUUUCAGGGUGAUUCGGUAUUUGUCACAGUGAAAGAGCACCUGAAUGCGGUCAGGAGGAGGAAUCAUAGUGAAAGGAUAAUGUUUAAUAAAGUCAUUAUGUCAAGCACCAUGGAAGGAGUAUAAAAUGGAAGAACAAACAUGACAAAACCUGAAAGCAAAUCGAAGGAUAAACACAGUGGAGGGAGAUUACUGGAGCGGCACUCAGGUGGGUCUAACUGACUGCAAGUUGCAGGUUUGGGGAAAAACAAGGAUAUACAGAGAACUGAUGGAAAACUGAAAAUGAAUGUCUGGUAAACACAAAAGGGAAACACAGGGAACCCACUAAACAGAAUAAUUUCAAACAAAAAUUGGCAAAACUUCCAGUGUAUAUCCUUUUGGUUGUUUUUGUGAUUAGAGUAUGAUAAGUAUUUAUUUCAUACACGAUAAUUGAAACCAUUACAAAACUCCAGAGGCUCUAAUGCAAUAUAGAAAUAUGGAGAAAUGUUAGAUAUAUGCCAUUUAAUGGUAUAUAUCUAACAUCAUAACAAGCAUAAUUCGUUAAAAAGGAAGUGAAAUAAGUAUCUAAAGGGAUUCAAAACCGGUCAUGUAUUUAUAAAUAGAACAUUUAGUGAUGUUUGUAAAAAGCUGUGAAAACACUUCCUUUGAAUCAGAGACUGCAUCCAUCUAAGCACACAAACACACGAGGUUUGUGAAUCUGGUGUAUCUCAGCAGGGGAAGUGAAAAGUAUCAGCACACGGGCUGCUGAUGGCACUGCAGAUUUUUAACUACAAGCUUGGAGUUGAGUGUUUACCUACUACUGACUUCAAAGAGCCUCCACCCUAAUGAAACAUCUCUCUGUGGGCGUUCUGCACAAACACACGCAUACAUGCACAGGGCUGGGCUGAGGAACUGCUUGCAACUGUGGCUCACCAAGGGAAAAAGGUCGUGUGAGGUCAUUUGCAUGGCUUGUCAGUGCUAAAGCAGGUUUCCAACGCAUGGAAGGUCAGGUUUUGCAUGGGUCCGUGAUGCAAACCGAAGCUCUGAUAGCGAUGGAACAACUGCAGCUCGUUCACGGUGGUUUGAUGUUGAGUUUUCCAUCCUCCUUUUUUAUUCUGACAUAUUAAGGGGAAAUCACCAGCACUCACAUGCAUGCACACAACACCCACGCAUCAACAGAGCCUCUUAAGUCUCCCUCCAUUCACCAGCUCGGCCCCACGCGAACGCCCACCUUGUUUUACUCUGAAUAAAACGUGUGGGCGAUGUGAGAUGUUGCAGCUUCUGUCUUACUGGGCACACAAGAUAAAUUGGAAGGAAGUGUCCUGAUGCUGUCAGAUCUCAUCUCUGCACGUCAUCCCAGGAGUGCAAACUAUUUCCUGUUAAGUCAAAGGUGAUCAUUUUAUUUUUAGGUUAACUCAUCCGUUUGCAGGAGGUGUUAAAAGUCAAAACGCCCCCUUGGGGUACGCACACAUAGAUAGUAAGAUUUGUUAUCACUCAUCAAAGGUCUGUUUCGUCGUCUCCUUGAAGGGAGUAAAGUUGAACCAUUUAGUAAUCCUGUUUGAAUUUGUUUGGAGGUGAAAGAAUUUUCUCCAAAGAGAUGAGUCUCUAAUCACUUUAUAAGACCACUGUAGACCAGUAGGCUGGUGGUCUAUUUUGCUUUGUGAUGUUUAAUCUGCUCUGAGCUGCAGGAUGGUUUCUGGACUCUCUUCUGUCCAGGAUAUGCUGUUCUCCUGUCAGCAAAAUAUGAUUUAGCAUUUUAAUCAACAAGUCUCUGGAAAAGAUGAGAUCCAGAAGGCUGAAUGAAAAUGUCUUUGACAUUUUUGUAAUUCAACUUUGCACCAUAUUUUCAGCAUCUGUCCAUUAACUCCUUAAAAUAUGUUUUUAUCAGCUAUAAAGCUGUACACUUUAGAAAGAUUGGGUUGCUGGAUGAGGAUCAGGGGUAAGAAGUAAAACAGGAUUUAGUUCAAUCGUUGAUUUUGCUUUUUAGCAACAAACAAAUGCCCAUUAAGUAUAGUGGAGGUUCUGUGAUGCUAUGGGCCCCUAUUUCCUCCAAAGUUUAAAAUAUUCAUAUAACAUACAUUUAGAUUUAUGGUUGUAGUGAGAGAAAAUGUUGAAAAGUUUAAAAGAUUUUAAUAAAUUUACUUAAUUACUGACUGUUUUUUUUGUGAAUGUUAGAAAAAUUAACUUAUUUGGCAUAAUCAAAUUGUUUCACUUCUAUCCGAGCUAUUUUCGGUCAAUUUAUGAAAUUCAAAACCAGAAUAUUUUUUCAUAAUUACUCCUUUAAACGUGUACGUUUUUUUACUUCCUUACUCUGCAAUGUUCAUGCAUAUAUAUUAACCAGCUGAAGUAAUAUUUUUUUCUAUUACUCAGAGCCUUUCUGUAGAUGCAUGUUGUGCGUCUGCAGAGAAAAGCUUGAGCCCCUCCUCUCAUUUCCAUUACAUUAAACUAUCAGAAUGUCUCUAUAAGCUGUCCCCCUUGGAGAAAACUGGUGAAAAGCAGGUGGACACAGAAACGAGGGACGUGCAGAGGCUGUUUGCAGCCAGAAGGAGGCGAUCUCGCUCCUCCUCUUCCUCGUUCUCCUCCUCCUCCUCCUCCUCUGCUCUGGUCGGCUCAGCUUGGCCAGAGCUUCCAGUCUGCUGGGUGAGAUCAUUACCAGACACCAGGCUCCGGGACCUGACAUUCACCGAUUGGAAAAGCAAAGCGAGAGAGAGGCACACAGGCUCAGAGAGCGAGAGAAAGCCUUGAUCCAGUGCAGCCGGCGACCUAAAGCGAGCUAACCCGCGGUGUGCAGCCUCAGCUCCCCGGUCCUCCGCUGCACGGACACGGCUCAAAGCGCGCUCUGUUGUCGCAGAAAGUCUUUUCCCCCCUCGUUUGGAUUUUUGGCUUGUAGUCGGAUGCGGGCUGCUUGUUUUGACUGCAGUAACAGAGCUGCUCCCCCUCCUUCUUCUUCCUCUCCUCCUCCUCCUCCUCCCCUCCUUCCAGCCGAGUAGCGGAUUUGCGAGGGAUCUCAGCGCCGACUCACCAGCGAUCCCGCAAGGCACCGGGACACGCUCUCUGCACCGCUGCGGCUCUCCGGCUGCUCCCGCCUGCAGGAGACCCCGAUCGGUUCUCCUUUCUGGCAGAACCUGGACACGACCGCCAAGUUUCCUGCUGGAUUCUUCUUCUUCUUCUUUCUUUCUUCCCCCCCUUAAUCUCUAUUUUUUUUUUUUUUUUGCAACCUCGAUUCUCAUCGGAUCGCCCGCAAGUCCUAUUUCCCCCCUCGCUCCUCUCUUUCCAACGCGCUGUUGACGCCAUUUUCCCCGGGGUUUUCUGUCAGAGAAAAAUCCAUCCACAUUUACUCCCCGGCACCGUUUGACAGCUCCCCGGGAGGCUGUCAUCCCAUCCGUCGCUUGUGUAAAAGACGUGUCUUGGCUAAAUGGAUUGUAAAUGAUCUUGAUGAAAUAUUCACACGUUAGAGCCGACUGUGUGACAACAUUAGACAUGGAUUGUCCCUGGCUUCGCUGCGUUCCUGUGGGACAACAGACGCAGUACCAGUAGCUGACUGACAGCAGCAAGCAGCCCACCAGACCCCUGCGCUGAGUCUUCCCAUUGGCCGACUGCCAGAGCUUCGCCCCCCCCAUCCUGACUGGCUCUGGCGGGAGUGUGGAUGGAGCCGAGGGACCUGGUUGGCUCAGCCCGACCCAAAGAGGCGGACCUUCGGGGAGGCAGGGCAGGGCCCAGCGAGGAGCAUCAACUGGCGGCGGGAGGCGCCGGGCCGGUGCACGGCGAUGACGUGAUUAACGGCGCUGCCAGUGAGGGGGAGGGGCUGGAGGAGCAAGGGGAGGGGCUUAUGGAGGAGCAGGAGUUCUCCAUCAAGGAAGCGAGUUUCCAGGAGGGAAGUCUCAAGUUGAAGAUCCAGACCACCAAGCGCACCAAGAAGCCGCCCAAGAGCCUCGAGAACUAUAUUUGCCCGCCAGAGAUCAGGAUGACCAUCCGACCUCCGGCUGGAGAGGGCAAAGGGGGGCGACAAGGGCGGACAGGAGGCGGGGCAGGAGCAGGGCGGGGCCCCAAGGACGAAGAACGAGGUCCCCCGAGAAAAAGGACUUACGAGCGCCAGUUCAGAAUGCCUGACCAGAGAGAGGGGGGUCUUCUGCAGCUACUGGGUGAUCCCGCUCCACCCAAACACCAGCCGCGCGGCGCUCUUCUCUCCAACGCCCAGCAAACGCAGCAUGGCCUCACUCAGAAGUUCCAGCACAGUCACACGCAGCAGCACCAAAUAGGUCCGGAUUGGAUCACGUCUGGGGCAGCUUUUUCCUCGCCGGGCCAACCGGCUGGCAUUGAGUCAUCUGGAGACUUGGCGGGAGGGAGCAGAGGCUCAUCGCUCGACGCGACGCAGCCUUACUCCCGGGCGGCGACUUCAAGCCCGUCUCCCCAGAGAUCCAUGACUCCGGACCUGCAGCUACCGGUGGUCACAGACGCCAGCAUUCUCAACCUCACAUCACUGAGCAGGGGAAAGGGUUUGCAGGAGGUCAGUGAACAGCUCUUUGGAAACAUCAAGAGGAAGUAUGGAAGGAAAGACUCUCAGAGGAUGUUCGCGAACCCCCAGAGCGCUGAUGCACCUUGGGGAAGGCAGUCGGAAAGGGAGUUGGAGAGCCCUGCUAACUCUGAAGAGAGGCAAAGAUACAGGCAAGAGGGGACGGCUGAGCAGUUCCAGGAAGCAAGGGAGGAACGAAGGAAAGAUGAACGAGAACAAGCAAACAUCGGGAGGAGAGGCGAUGAAGAAGAGAGAGGAAUGCCUGUGCAGGCAGAGGACGGGAAAGGAAGAAAAAGGCGGAGGAGGCCUUCAUUUGAUGAGUCGUUUUCCAUGGAGGAGCGGUCCCAGCAGCAGACUCUGGAUACUCCAGAGAAGCCCCCGGCUGGACCCCCAGAACCUAAAAUAGCGCACAAGAUAGAGGCCCACAAAAGCGAUUCUCGACUUUCAAGUCAGAGGGACAGCAGUACAGAGAGGGUAGAAAAGGCAGAAAAAGCUGAUAGGAGGGAUAAAGCAGAGAGGGCAGAAAGAGGAGAGGCAGCUACAUGCGGACCUGACCAGGAAACCGAUCUGAACUCCAACAGGGUGAAGAAAAACCCGGUGGGCCGACCCAAGAGCCUCACAGACUCCCUGAAACUCAGAGAGGCAACAUACAAUCAGAUCAACAAACCCAGUCUUGGCAUGAACCCCAGACUCCCUAGCCCCAGCUCUAGAGUUAGCUUGAGUCCGACGUCCAGUCCUAAAUCCAGAAUUAACAUCAGUCCAAGUCCAAGUCCCAGACCCAGAAUGGACCUGAGUCCCAGUCCCAGUACUGGGGGCAGCCCUGCAGCCACUUCCAGGCCGACCAAGGCCAACGAAAGGUGGUCCUACCUGAAAGCUAAGAGUCAUACGAGUCUCACCUCUCCUCAGAGAGACAGCAUGGGCAGCCCCUCUGCUCUGUCAGAUCCACCCUCUGCCUUCCCAAUCACCCCCUCCAGUCCACUCUACACCAACACCGACAGCCUGACCGUCCACGCCCCCAUCAAGAGGAAGCGUGGACGUCCCAAGAAGCAGCCACUCCUGACCGUCGAGACGAUUCACGAGGGCACGUCCACCUCACCUCCAAGCCCGCUGGCGAAGGAGUCAAACCCGGGGAUAAGCCGCAGGAGAAAGAUGCACACCCUGAACCCACUGGUGCACGCAGCGUCCUCAUCUCCCAGCGACGGUUUCAACAGUCUGAAGGUAAAACGAGGCAGAGGUCAUCCCAGGGCGGUGAUCAAGACCAAGCUUGGGAAAAUGCAGAGCAUCCUGAACGAGAUCCUCUCUGGAUCCAGUCAGAACGGCUCCCUGGCUCUGAAGUCGGCGUCUGCUCCGGUUACCUCAGCUAUGAGCGCCAUGGCGACGACCAUCGAAGCUCGAUUGGGUAAGCAGAUUAAUGUCAGCAAGAGAGGAACCAUCUACAUCGGUAAGAAGCGAGGGCGUAAGCCCAGAGCGGAAACCCAAGGCUCUGUCACCCUCAAAGCUAGCAGGGACAAGCCCCAGAUGUCUCUGUCCAUGUCCAGUUUUUACGACAGCCCUGCAGUGCCUUCCACCAACUCGUCUCCCAGCUCAUGCGCUCUGUCGCUGAGAGCCAGCAACACAGACGCCACCAUGCCAAGUUUGCAGCCUAUCUCAGCCCUGCCCACCAAACCGUCAGGAAGAGGAUUUCUCUCUGGCGGCUGGAAACUUUCUCCCCCUCGCCUCCUGGCUAACUCACCCUCCCACCUGUCAGAGGGGGCGUCGGUGAAGGAGGUGACUCUGUCCCCCAUCAGCGAGUCCCACAGCGAGGAGACUAUCCCCAGUGACAGCGGGAUUGGGACAGACAACAACAGCACCUCUGAUCAAACCGAAAAGGGUCCUGCCUCUCGCCGCAGGUACUCGUUUGAUCUUUGCGGGUUCGAGUCCCCAGAGGCUGCCGCUCUGGACACCUCCACCAGGGGGAGCAGACCGCGCUGUGAACGAAAGGUUACUGCCGUGGACAGCUAUCUGUCACAGCAGGAAAAGAAGCAGAAACAUCACCGGAGGAAGAGGAAAUGCAUGCAGACUCGGGACCAUCUUCACUUUCUCUCUGAACUGGAAGAGGUUGUGUUAAAGUUCCAGCAGCUGCGGGUUUCUCACAGGCUGUACACCUGCUACCCUCAGCAUCCGUACCCGUCUAUCUUCCGGCUGAAUUUUCACCAUUACUACCCGCUCAGCUACGACUCUUAUGCCUGCGACUCCGGCUCGUACCUGCGCAGGAGUGCAGAUCUGAAGGCCAAACGGAGGCGUGGUCGUCCGGCCAAAGCCGGCGAACCGAUCACAUCCAAGCUGCCGUUUGUCCCUGGAUAUGGCUAUGCGCUAGGAGGGGGGAAUUACUAUGCAGCGCCAUAUGCGAUGCCUUAUGCACCUCCUCUGAAUCUAGGCUACUUCCCCCCGACGCCACCGUUUUACCUGCCCCAUCACUCGCUUGGCCCUGCACCCCCAUCUCCUUUCAUGAGGCCCGCUGUCCCACCACCAAAGGCCUUCCUCUCGAGUGGGCACCCCAAACUGCAGGUGGGGGCGAAGAUCCGCAGUGCCAGUGGCCCACUGCAGGGCCCCACUGUGAGAUCGGAGGCUCUGGGCUCCCUGAGCGCCGGCAGUGCAGGCGGUAUGGCCGGGGUCCGCCUUCAUAAGAGAAAGCACAAACACAAGCACAAGCACAAGGACGAGCCUCUCCUUUCCCCGCGGGACCGCCAGGAGUUGGGCGGACUUUUCAGCGGCGCCAAGACCAACGUGCGGCUCGGCAUGCUGAGCGAGAGGAGGGACUUGGCUGGUCAGGGUUCCUCAAAGCAUCUGGAGAAGCAGAGGGGUAACGCGAGGGGCCCCAACCUGGGAUCCGGCCUGGGGAUUUUCGAGUUGGACCAGCUGUCCGGCCACGCGCUCGCCGACGGCCAGUUCCACUCCCGUCAGACUGCACAGCCUGCGAAGGGCUUCAUGAGCAGCUACAGCAGCCAAUCGCAGCGGUCGGAGGCGGCCUCUGACCUUUUCUCGGGGUUACGGGAGGAUGAUUGUGCCGGGAGGAGCAGAAGGACUAGGCUCGCUGUCUUCGGAGAUCAGGGCUUAAUGUCAUUCCAAACUGCCAGGCAGGAGCCGGAGCAGAUGAACGAGCACUCUAGUCCAGCUCUCACUGGUGUCCCCGCUAAGAGGAGGUAUAAACGCAGUGAGGUGGAACAGAUCCAGAAGGACGUCAGGAGGAUGCAUUCUUUGAACUUUGAUCAUGUGCAGAAGAUCCUGCGUGCCAAGCGUCUGCAGCGACAAGCCAAAACAGGAAAUAAUGUCAUCAAGCGGCGGCCCGGGCGGCCUCGAAAGCAGCCCCUGGAGGAGUCGCAGUCGGCCAGCAUGAGGGAGGAAGUCUGGGCCGACGCUCGAGGUCUGGAUGUUCCGGCCAGCAGGAAAGGCGACGGCAGGACUUUGGGGAUGCCCGUCCUGGAGAGGUGCGACAACCUGCCGGGUCGGCACAGCCUCAGGCCGAGCCUGGCCCUGGAGUCUCAGGAGCUCCCCGCUCAUGACUCCAUCGCAGCGACUAUCGAGACGGUGGUGCACCAGGCACGAUGCGUCCCUCCUCCCGGGAAUAAAGAGGGCAAACGCAGAGGCAGGGGCCACAGCAGGGAUCAACUGUGGGCCCCUGGCGGUCAGUAGAUGCCCUGAACUGAAGGUAGAGCAGCUAACAGAAUCAGAACUGCUUCAGGCCUAACAGAUGCAGUGCCCUUAAAGCGGGAACUCUUUGAUGCACUUUGACUUGUAUCUCCUCCUCCGGCCGGUGGAGAGGAGCCCAGGCGGCGGAGCGGUAACGGAGGAACGACAGCCUCCUUCUGACUACAGAAACCCCGACCAGACACGGGCUUUUCAAACGUCCUCCGGACCUGCUCUCACAUCGGCACUCUACGGUACUCUACGAUACUGAAUCUGACGCUAUAAAAGUGUGUGGUACUUAUGAUAGAGUAGGAUUUCAUGUGAUUCUUUAUGUAUCUGAUACAGUGACGUGUAUGGUACUUUACGAUACAGUAUCUGAAUGUGGCUUUAGCCAUAUAUUUACCAGCAAAGGGGAAGUGGGUGGGGGUGGUUCAUAUAAAACUGUGCAGCUCUGCUUAUUUUAUGCCUUUUUGUGGAAGCUUGUGAGACAUGCAGGAUAAUACAUCAGUAAUUUACCCUCCCUAACCUGUCUGAGAUAUUUUUUUCCCCUUAUCAUUUUCUAAGGUUUCUCGCCCACUUUUCGAAGAAAUUCACACUUCCUGGCAGCUCAUCAUCUUCCCCGUUUAACCCCCAAUUCUCCUCAGAUUUGCUCCUAUUGAUGUUUUCAAUCUGCAGUCCUUGAGCUUCCUUGUUUCAGUCUGUCUGUCAUGCAUUUCUCCCGUCUCGCUUAGGCCUCUCCUGGGCAGGGAAUCAAAGGCAAUACGGUGGAUAAAACUUGUCCCCCGACUGUACAUAGAACUAAAAGUCCACUGUUGCCUGCCUUGUACAAUGGGAAAAAAACCAGCUCAUAAAUGUGUACUGGCUUCCAGUAUAAUAAAUAGAAUUGUAGAUAAUGAAAGUGUGUAUUGUUUUAUAACCAAAAACAGACAUGGGUGUGACUCAAGACAAGUAUGUUUUCAGACAGAAGAAUACCACAUAUAUUCAUUCAUAUGCUCAUUAUUGUGUUUGUAUCCAGGGGUUGGGGCGGGGAGGGAGUGCUGGGUAAAAGAGGAAUGUCGGAUGUGUUUUUUGCUGAACCUUUAGAGUUUGUUAAAUGCACUAUGAAGAACCGUUCACUUGCAUCAAUCAAAAUGCAGCACUUACAUGCUUGUUCUAGCCUUAUGUGUUCUUUGCAUCCGCUGGGUUGGGCGUCCGGUCCAGAGAGCAUGCGUUAUUUUUUUAAUCAAUUUAUAUAUGCAGGCCGCGCAGCCAAAAAGCAUUUUAAAAUAAAAACGACAAAAAACAAAACAAGUGAAGCCUGAGUGUAAGUCACAAUUGGACAGUCCAAUUAACAGCCCCAUCCUCGCUUUUUAUGUUUCUACUUAAGCUGAUUUCAGUGAAGCAAAUCCAGUGUUUUGACUUUGAAACCAAAGUCUCAGAACUCCAUAAGGAUGUAGUAUUUGAAAGUAUUAAAGUUUGGCAAACUCUCCACAUUGGCAGCAAUGUAAAGCAUUCCUAUGUGCACUGUAGAAUGUAGCCAUGUUGGAUCUCGGUGUUAAUGAGCCUUUUGUUUCACUCCUUUUUCUUCUUUUUUUAAUCAGUAUAUGGGACUUUGGAUCGCGGUUGGAAUUUUCCCAGACAUAAACAAAAGUUCAGUGUUUCUUUGGGAAUGUUUUCAGAUAGAUGGAUUUUUUUUUUUGUUGGAUUUUUUUUUUUGGGUCGGGUGAUAUUCUCAGUUGCAGCAGCUCAACUUGUGCCUUAUGUUUCCUUUCUAUCACGGAUUGCAUUUGACUGAAGGAACAGAAAGUGGCAAGGAGUGCCCUCCCGAGAGUGACCCAAGCAUGUUCACGAUUGUGCAUAUCGACCCUCGUGUCUUACGUCAUCAGAACCCUGACGCUGCCUGUGUCCCCUCACAUCUCUCUGUUUCUGGACGUUCUUCUCAUUUUCUGAUCGUUUCAUCCUGACAGAGCUGGAAGGGUGGGACUCGCUGUAUUUAAUGCGCAUCAUGUUCUGACCUAGAAACCGCCGCGCAGCGGUGGCAGAAGAAGAUAAAACCCUCCGAGUCAGAUCUGCUUCUGACCGGAGAUAUCGAUUCUUCUCGCUGUCUUUGAUGUGAAAUUGAACAUCACUUGCUCCCAACAAGUAAAAUAUCUGACAAAUGGAGGAACAGAAGCAGCUGUCAGGAGAAAAUAAAAAACACGUUUGCGUAUAUUGUUUGCUAUGCAUCUGGCCAUUUACACUGGCAAUGACCUUAAAUGAAAUUCAUGCUCCGGGUCCACUUUGCGACAAAGAGAAACAAGUGGUCUUAUUUGCUGAAUAAAGUGAGUUCAUGUAAGGAGAAUUGUGAAUAAUACCAGUAAUAAUUUGUAAUAAUGACAAAGUUGUGCAGAAAGUGACUAUCAUUUCAAGAAAAUUAUACUUACUGCCUCUCUAUGCAGUACAGCCUUAAAACUACAGUAUUGACGUGUUUGUUGUAAAUAGUGUUUUUGUGUCCAUCGCGCAUGGAUACCAACCACAGACCGCCCCCAUUAGCCUGCCAGAGCGCCAUCUGUCUCCACCAACACACAAAUAAAGUACCUUUGUAUCAGGCAUGGGUCGGUUUCCGAGCUUCUAAGAAAUUACAGCUUCAAAAAGCAGCUGAAGGUUUUCCCUCGUCUACAUUGUUAAAUUCACAGAAGACGGUUUCAUCACUUUUGCUCACAAGAAAAGUUAAAUCAGCAAACAGCCAUGUAGUGGAAAGGAGCACGACCCAGCACUCUUGUUAAUAUGAUAAUGAUUUUAAAUCACAGUGAGCAAGCUACAAUAAGCCCAUCAUACCACUUGUUUUUGUCUAAGCUAUGUAUCAAAUUGAAAGUAGUAAGUACUUGCUAUAAAAUCCAAUAUUAAUGUUAUUUUAAAUGUAAUAAUAUAUUAUUUUAACUGCUUCUUUGGUCUGAUUUAAAGCAAUUAGGCUAUGGUGUUAUAAUUUACAUAUUUUGUUAUUAGCCUGAUAUUUUUACUGACGUAUCAUCAGAAUCUCGUACCGACCCAUGCCUAUUUGGUACAGUCAUUAUUCCAGCUCAUUAAUUUACAAAGAAUUCUAAAAUAAUCUUCCUUGCUUCCUUGCGAAAGCUCUUACAGGCCCGACUGCAGUACACUGGACCAAAAAUAGGGAUCUCGGCUAACUUUUGGCUCCUUCCGCCUGCAGCUUGAAGGUGCGUUGCUGUAGCGUGAAGAAGGGUUGUGUGUUGGGGGAGUUCUCAAAGGAAAACACCAAAAAUACUCUCAACCUAAUGUCAUCAUGCUUAACCUUGCUUUGGUAGAGGACUUUCUGUGGGUCUGUGGUGGAGGUUAGCUGUGUACCGACGCCUCCGUGCUGCGGUGGGGUGGUGGUCUCUGAUGGUGGCGUUAAAGGCCCCGGGUAAUGUCUGUGCUGUCUUGUCUGUUUCGUCUCUUCCUCUACCAGCCGAUGCUCCGGUGCCUUUUAACACUGACAAGUAUUGUCCUAACCCAGAGCUUUCAGUCGACACGGAGACUUCAGAGGGGAUGAAGUUGUGAGUGGGAUUCAUGCUCUCCUGUUCGCAGCCCGUCUGGCUCAGUUGGUCAAACUUUUCACGUUUUGCUGCUUUAUAGCCGUAAACGUCAGUGGAUGUUGUUGUAGACUAAUGUUGGUGAGAUAAAAGGAAAACGAUACAUGGUUAUCUUUUCUUUUUCUUUUACAAAAACAAAAAUCUGGACAUUGUGGUUUUCAUUUGCAUUCAGCCCCUGUUAGUCAAUAUUUUGAAGAGCCACCUUGUGCUGCAGGUCUAUACAGCUCAGCUCGUUUAUAGGUCUGGACUUUGACUAGGCCAUUCUACUACAAGAAUAUGCUUGAAUCUACCUUUCACUCUGUGUUUAGUCUUUGUCCUGCUGGAAUUGAACCUUUACCAUGUUUCCUGUCUCUGCUAAAGUAAAACGUCCCCACAUCAUGAUGCUACCACCACCGUAUCUCACCAUUAUGAAGAUACCCGUUGAUAAACGCUUCUUUGUUAACUGUAUUCCUGCAGCUCCUCAAGUGUUACCAAAGGACUCUCAGCUGCUCCCCUGUUAGUGCUCUCCUUGGCCAGCCUGUCUGUUUAGAUAGACGGUCAUGUCUUGGUAGGUUUUAGUCUUUCCAUUUCCAUAUGAUGAAUUAAAUGGAAUUGGUCUUCAUGAUGUUUGUUCACCAGUGUUUUCUAACAAACAUCUGAGGCCUUUACAGAAAGUUUGGCUUCACACUGACGAUAAGUGAAAUCCUUUUGCUCAGCAAUUUGCUUCUAAAGGCUGUUGGGGUCAUCUGAUUUUAUUUAAGAGUAUCAAAUUUGAGGCGUGCUGCACUGUCAGGGUUUUUAUUUGGAAACUAUUUUGAAAACCAUGUAUCAUUUUCCUUCUGCUUCACGAAUAAGAGCUGCUUUAUGUAGCUCUGUCGCAUGAAAUCUCCAUAAAAUCGCAGUUUUAACAGGAUAAAAUGUGAAAGGGUAUGUAUAGUUUUGUAAGGCACUGAAAUCAAGCUUGUAAGCAGCGUUUGAGCUUAUAGUAAUAUUGCAUUAAAUGUACAAUUAGUCCACAGGGACAUCAUGUAGGACGAGACAAACUGGCAACUACGUUCUGGUCUUGUUCCCCUGAUCGCAUGCAGUGAUGGUUGUCUUACACCUGGAGAGAGGGAGGGCAGGGAGGGGGGGUCAUAUCAUGGAGUCAUAAAAGUUGUCAUCCUUCCAGCAUCUGUUUCCCAUUCGAAGCUAUAACGUUGUUCCGAACUGAGAGUGCAGACGAGGCACUGAGAAAACCAAUAAACGUACUUCUGUAGAGCACAAAGUGAGCUCUUCUAACAGCGUGGGCAUAUUUUAAUUUGUAUACGUUGUGUAUUUGAACCUUUUUCUAGAGUGGCUCUCCUUUAUUUGCAUGCUCAAUUUUGAUUGUAUGCAUAAAUAUUUUAGACAAGUUGAAUUUCAAUUGAAUUUGAACCAAGACUUGUACAUUGUUUGAUAUGUUUCUUUUUGUAAUGGAUUUUUUAAUUCAUGAGGCAUUUUUGUACAUUGUAUGAAUAUUAAAAACUGCAAAUAUUUGACAUAUAGAGUAAAUACUAGAUGCACAUGCAUAUGCAUAUAUUCCUCACAGUAUGUAUGUGUAAGCAUACACAUAUAUUUUGUAUUUGCAUUUGCCAGCAUACAGAUAUAUGUCUUAAGCACAUAUAUACCUGUAUUAUAUAUGUAUAUCCAUGUCUGCUGGCAUGCUUUUGGUCAUGUUUCUCUUUCAUGAUCUUGUAGGUUCUUUUUUUAUUUUAUUUCCUCUUUCCUUAAAAAGAAAUGCUCAUUCUUUGCUACCCUUCUGUUGGCUGGCAGCCUUGAGCACUUAUUAAGAAGAACUACAGUUGAAGUUGUUCAUGUUAUCCAUUGUGUGAAAUAAUAAAUGACUUUAUUGACAGCU
Xiphophorus maculatus (southern platyfish) is the source of this 14839-nucleotide messenger RNA. RefSeq names its product SET binding protein 1 (gene setbp1). Gene Ontology annotation, molecular function: DNA binding. NCBI's taxonomy places the organism in Eukaryota, Metazoa, Chordata, Actinopteri, Cyprinodontiformes, Poeciliidae. The transcript has 7 exons. The record is from RefSeq and is a predicted model, not a curated record. The coding region runs from base 4904 to 9442 and encodes 1512 amino acids.